Messenger RNA from Cryptomeria japonica (Japanese cedar), 2470 nucleotides. RefSeq lists its product as uncharacterized. Lineage: Eukaryota; Viridiplantae; Streptophyta; Pinopsida; Cupressales; Cupressaceae. Gene Ontology annotation, biological process: GPI anchor biosynthetic process. Gene Ontology annotation, cellular component: endoplasmic reticulum membrane. Bases 235 to 1929 code for a protein of 564 amino acids. The transcript is spliced from 6 exons. The record is from RefSeq and is a predicted model, not a curated record.
AGAUCAAUUUAAUUUUUUGUAUUUUAAAAUGUACCGGGUAUCAGUUGGCUCUUAAAGCAGUGAUCUGCCCUCCUCCAUAAUAUACAAUUUCCUUCACAGGAUUUACGGAGGGAUUUUGUUUAUCGUCUAAGGAUGUUGGGUAUCAGUUGGCCCUCAAAGCAGUGAUGUUCCCCCCUCCAUAAAAUACAAUUUCCUUCACAGGAUUUACAGAGGGAUUUUGUUUAUUGUCUAAGGAUGUUACGGAUUACUGCACAUUUCCUUCUGUUCCUGUUCAUUCAAAUUCAAGGAGAAAACUGUAUUAAACCUAUAGUGGCAAUUAAUACAGAAGUGCCUCAUGAAUCGGAGAGAGAAACCAGUCAUCUCAAAUACAUUGGGGAAAUAAGCAUGAGAAAGGAGGAGCUUUGCACGCUACGGCAUGAUCCUGAAAAUGAACUCUCUCAUUUGCGCUAUUGUAUGGAGCUGAAAUUGGAGCCCAAUACUAGUGUCAAAGGACCAUUUGAGCACUUUGUGCAGUAUUUUAACUGGCUAAAAUUAGGUGUAGUCAAUUCAGUGAUUCCUGGAGAUAGUGUGGGACCAUUAGGAGCUCAACUAACUUUUGGAGUUAGUAGAAAGCAUAUUCCUAAAAGAGGUGAACAUGAAACAGUUGAAGAAAAGCUGGUCAACAUUGAUGCUGUCAUGAUCCUUCUGAAAGAAAUAUUUGGGUGUAUUGCAGAGAAUUGCGAUAAUAAAUACAAAAGUGCAUGGUGCCAAAGAAUUUACAGAACUCUUCUCUUAGAUGCAGUUCUGGUUAACUCAAGGUCAAGUGGUGCUCUGCAUGGAUUGCUUUCACAACCUCCAUUGGAUACUUUUAUGGGCUCUCCAAUAUGGACUCGAUUUGAGAAUUUAGUGGGAUUCUGGCAUGAGUUUAUGCUUUGUAGUCCUGAAAAGUCACAAUUUUGCGAAUAUUCUUCUUUGUCUUCAUUAAAUGCUGAGGAUGGAAACCACCUUUGUGAUAUAACUUCUACUUUUCUAAUGAUGCUCACUAAAAGAUCAGAUCUUUGGCACCGACAUUCUACAAGUCAAUGGUUGACCAAGCAGUUUAGCUUAUUGAUAAAUCAUGAGGAAAGACAAGGUUUAUUUAUCACCUACUGCGAAAUAGGCUCCCAGGAGUCACAUUCAGCAAAUGCAAAUAUGAUAGAUUCAGACAAGUCAGAUUCUCCUUCCGCAAAUGCAAAUAUAGUUAAAGAGUGUUAUACAGAUCUCUCUUCAGAGUUAGAAAUGAUUGAUCUUCAGCGUGUGCUAAUUGGAAAAGGUGCCCAUCGCCAUCUGAGUUCAUUCAUGAAAUUUAAGUAUCACUCGCAACCUUCUAGUGCACUGCCUCAUCAAUUUUGUGAAAUAGUUAUGAUGGAGAGGCUUCAAUCUGGCAUAUUUGUUGAUCCUUUUGAACUACAACGCCUUGUAAAUCGUGGUGCACUUAAUGCAGCUUUUGUAUAUGGAGAUGCAAAUCUGGAGUUGCCAGCACGACAUUCACAUCAGUCAAUUGUGGAAGUUCGUGCAGCCAUAAAUGUUGAUUCUGCUACUUUGUUUGGAAACAAUUUUGAAUUUGAACUGAAAGUUGACCUGCCUUUGCAUGCACGUUAUCCGGCUCUUGGGACAGGAGUUUAUUCAGUUGUGAACAUUAAUAUUCCGCAUGUUUUGAUGCACUGUAUACAUGAAAGCAACAUGCUAAAUCUUAAAACUUCAAGAACCGUACAAACACAUGAAAAUGAGACACUGACAUGGGUCACAUGGGGUAGAGGCACUCUGCAUAUGCCUGAGGUCUUAAAGUGGAAGAUACCUGCGGGAAAUCAGUUGCAUGCACAUUUUGUGACGAUUGUUACUUCAUUGUCAGCCCUAGCAUCCAUUGUGGCCAUAAUUUUAGCUUCGUUGUACUCUUUCCAUUAUUCUUGACAUCCCAGAGAAUUUGGAAUUAGUGCUUGGAUGAGAUUUCUUUUGAUAUGUCAAUAUGUUACAAUAUCGAAGUCAAAACAUGAAUGAGUGAUUCCAACCAACUUAUUGAUAAAGAUAUGAAUCACAGAUGGAUGCUAAUGGAGUUCUACUUUUUUAUGGAGCCUUGAGGAAGUGUGGCUAGGAUGGUCCUUUGGAGGCAGCAGUUUUAUGAUAGCCCCUUUAGGAUACCAUCUUACGUGUCUUGUAUUUUCAGUGAUGGUCCCUUGAGGAAAAUCUGAAAGUAGGUUGAUAUGAGAUCAAUAUCCAGUUAUCACAACCAUAUGGUUAUUGUUGAGUACAUGGAGGAAUAGUUAUGCAAUGUUAACAAGCAGCUUGUUAACUCCAACUGGUUGAUUAAUCUACCAUUUAGUGGGCAGUAGAUCUUGUUUAUAAUUUAUUUUACUCUAGAUCCAUUCAAAGUAACUCUGUUUGAACUGAUUUCUUAACAGUGAUCUUCCUAAUUACCUCAUAGUUAGAAGCAUGCAAUGGCUUACUUCGGCUG